UUCCGGUAUGUUCACGGAAAAGCCCUGUCAAGUGUAACUACUUCCGCCUUUAGCCGCCUCUCAUCACACAGAGCAAUGACGGCAACCUUGCGCCCAUACCUCAAUGCGGUGCGUGCUACCCUGCAGGCCGCCCUCUGCCUGGAGAAUUUCUCCUCGCAAGUGGUGGAAAGACAUAACAAACCAGAGGUGGAAGUACGGAGCAGUAAAGAGCUGCUCCUCCAGCCUGUGAUCAUCAGCCGUAACGAAAAGGAGAAAGUCCUGAUUGAGGGCUCCAUCAACUCUGUCAGAGUCAGCAUCGCUGUCAAGCAGGCAGAUGAGAUUGAGAAGAUUCUGUGCCAUAAAUUCAUGCGCUUCAUGAUGAUGAGAGCGGAGAACUUCUUCAUCCUGAGGAGGAAACCAGUGGAGGGCUAUGACAUCAGUUUUCUCAUCACCAACUUCCACACGGAGCAGAUGUACAAACACAAACUGGUGGACUUUGUCAUUCAUUUCAUGGAGGAAAUCGACAAGGAGAUCAGUGAAAUGAAGCUGUCCGUCAAUGCCAGGGCUCGUAUCGUCGCCGAGGAGUUCCUCAAAAAUUUCUGAGAAAGAAAGAGAAAACCCAGGAAGACAUUCCUUUUGCAAUCUUGGCCGUCACUGUGGAGCUUUCACAUCACAGAGCAGAGAGGAGACAAACUCUUAUCAGCCAAGAGAAGUCGAGAAACAUAAGACGUGCAGGCCAGUGCGGUUUUGCCCUUUAACCUUAAAAUUCCCCUUUGCUCAGAAAUAUUGAUUUUUGUACAUAAUGAAUAUUCAUACCAGACAUUACUUUCUGCCUGUAGAACAUUAGACGUCAGGGCAGGUCCUUAAAAAAGGUAUAUAUGAUCAAUAUUUAUGAGCACAAGGUAAUAUUGAUUUUUAAAAUAAUUUAAAUGUUCUUUUUUUUUUUUUUUUUUUUU
Molecule: messenger RNA, 935 nt
Organism: Epinephelus fuscoguttatus (brown-marbled grouper)
Lineage: Eukaryota; Metazoa; Chordata; Actinopteri; Perciformes; Serranidae
Gene: arpc4
Product: actin related protein 2/3 complex, subunit 4
Exons: 6
Coding region: 76-582 (168 amino acids)
Biological process (GO): Arp2/3 complex-mediated actin nucleation; actin filament polymerization
Cellular component (GO): actin cytoskeleton; Arp2/3 protein complex
Molecular function (GO): actin filament binding
Source: RefSeq, a predicted model, not a curated record